AUGGAAGAACAUCGAACAGCUCCGGGAUACAGCUGUAAAUCCUGUACAAGGCCAGAUACCGACGAUGAGAAAUGGGUAGCAUGUGACCAGUGCAAAAUGUGGGAACAUUUCCUCUGUGCAGGCGUAGACGAAUCGGUGAAAAAUCGAUCCUAUGUCUGCAAAGAGUGCACAUCGAAGCGUAAUUGUCGUGAAUCGUCAUGUGAUCACAAAUUAAAACCACCACGGUCAGACGUAAGAUCUCUUCGAUCGACCACAACUAGAUCAAGUUUGAGACACGUCAACAAGGUCACCGAAUUGGCAUCACGAAAUUCAAAGGGUGCACAAAGUACUACAUCAAGUACCCACGCAGCUCGCUUGGAGGCUGAGAUGAAGCUUGUGGAGGAAGAACAGUUAUUAAGAGAGCAGGAACUUAAGGCGGAAGAAGCAAUUAGGAAGAAAGAGAUAGCUGAAAAAGAACGCCGCUUGCAGGAGAAAAAAGCAUUAUUAGAGGAGGAAGCAAAACUGCGUGAGCGAAAAUUACUCGACGAAAAAGAAUUUCAGAAGCGUCAGGAGAUGAUUCGAAAGGAGUCUCUAGAAAAGAAAAGCACCAUUGUUCGACAGAUGAGUAAAUGCGAUAGUAGAGACGAAUCUAUACAAGAUUCUAAUCAGCAAGUGGAUAUGUGGCUACAACAAUGUUCUCCCGAACCACCCGGAGAAGCUGAGUCGCUAUACGAAUCUGGUUUACCGUUACCCGGCGAAAACCAAUCACAAGAUUUCCGUAGGUCAGGAUCAGAUUUGCGGCAGUUUCAAAACAAGAACAAGCAACAACGGAUUGCACAUACACCGCAGCAGGUCUAUGAAGGGGAAGCUACUUCGGACUAUACAGCACGUCGCACUGGUCAACCGAGUAUUCACCGCUCAGAACCAGUUAUGCAUAUGGCACUCGGUGCGAAUCAAAUGGCAGCCAGGCAAGUAAUGGGAAAAGAGUUGCCCCAAUUCUCGGGGAACCCCGAAGACUGGCCGAUUUUCAUCUGUAGCUUUGAACAGUCUACCGCUGCUUGCGGCUACACCGACGCUGAAAAUCUAAUGCGCCUACAGCGGAGUUUGAAGGGGCAUGCUCUCGAAGCAGUGCGGAGUCGACUUCUACUUCCCUCCAGCGUCCCGCAAGUCAUCAGUACUCUUCGCACACUAUAUGGCCGACCAGAGUUACUGAUACGCGCACUAAUCGAGAAAGUCCAUCGCGCUCCCGCACCAAGGCACGAUCGACUUGAGACCGUAAUUGAAUUUGGAUUAACAGUACAAAACCUCGUCGACCAUUUGAAAUCAGCAAAUGAAAUCGUGCAUUUGUCCAACCCGGUACUGAUGCAGGAGUUAGCAGAUAAACUUCCUGGUACACUGAAAAUGGAGUGGGCUGUAUACAAAAGCAAGCGACCGCAGGCAACACUAGAAUCGUUUGGGGAUUUCAUGUCAACACUAGUGUAUGCGGCCAGUCAAGUAUCCUUCGAGCUGCCCAGUACAAGUAGGAAUCACAAAAGCGAUCAUCGGGGACACAAGGAAAAGGGUGUUCAUAUUCAUUCUUCUGGAACUACUUCUACAUCUACUGUUUCUAAUUCGUCUCCGAAUCUAAAAAACCAAGGUAAGGUCUGCGCAACAUGUGAACGUGAAGGACAUAGUGUUGCUGAUUGUUAUAAAUUUAAAUCACUAAAUAUCGACGAUCGGUGGAAAGAGGUUAACAAUAAAAAACUGUGUCGUACAUGCCUGAAUAACCACGGAAAAUGGCCAUGCAAGUCUUGGCAAGGCUGUGGAAUCAAAUCUUGCAGGCAAAAACACCAUACAUUACUGCAUUCCGAUUCCACUUCGUCUUCCAUUAAUAUCUCCGUCGGUCACCCUACUCAAGGAAAAUGUCUUGUUCCUAUGUUCCGAGUACUUCCGGUAGUACUUCAUGCAGGGUCGCGAAAAGAAACGGUUUUUGCUUUUGUAGAUGAAGGAUCUUCUACCACACUUAUAGAAGAGACUGUGGUCAAUCGUUUGGGCGUGUCUGGUCCGAUUGAACCGUUGACGCUACGGUGGACAGGGAAAGUUUCUCGUGAGGAACGACAGUCUCAACGAAUACAAUUGGACAUAUCUGGAGAAGGUAGUCCGACCCGCUACAAAUUGUGUGAAGUCAGAACGGUUAGUUCUUUGCUUUUACCUACUCAAAGAUUGAAGUAUGGUAAGCUUUGUAGUAUCUACCCUCAUUUGCGCGGUCUUCCAUUGAAUGAUUAUGAUCUAACCCAGCCUAAACUACUAAUCGGGUUGGAUAAUCUUCGCCUCACUGUUCCAUUAAAAGCACGCGAAGGCGGACCGAUGGAUCCAAUAGCAGCAAAAUGUCGAUUGGGGUGGAGUAUUUACGGCUGUAUUCCAAGUUCAUCGAAACAUGGACCGGUUCUACACUUUCACGUAGCCACUGCUGACGAUGCAGACCGUCAGUUAGAUAAUCAAUUGCGAGACUACUUCACUCUCGAAGAUGCGGGAUUACUCGGGAGUACAGGUGAGAUUUUAAAGUCGGACGACGAAAUCCGAGCCAUUGAAAUCAUGAAACAAACUACGCGCAGAACGGAUCGCGGAUUCGAAACCGGACUACUAUGGCGUGAGGACUGUCCGAGCUUUCCGGAUAGUCACCCGAUGGCAGUCAAGCGACUACAAUCUUUGGAGAGGAAACUCGCAAAGGAUCCACCAUUGCGAGAACGAGUUCGCGAGCUAUUAAAAGAAUAUUUGCUGAAGGGUUACGCACACAAGGCAACCGAAGCGGAGCUAAAACAUUUCGAUCGUAAACGCACAUGGUUUUUACCACUUGGCGUGGUCGUGCACCCCAAGAAACCAAACAAAAUAAGGCUUGUUUGGGAUGCUGCUGCAACCGUCGACGGAGUUUCUUUUAACUCUAAGCUCCUGAAGGGACCCGACUUAUUGGCACCUUUACCAGCAGUUCUUAGUCGCUUUCGUCAAUUUCCUGUGGCAGUGUGCGGUGACAUCAAAGAGAUGUUUCACCAGCUCUCGAUUCGUGAAGAAGAUCGUAUGGCACAGUGUUUUCUGUGGCGAAACAGUCCAUCGGAGUCAAUCGAGGUGUACGUUAUGGACGUCGCCACAUUUGGUGCCACUUGCUCGCCCGCUUCUGCACAAUACAUAAAAAAUCUCAACGCGUUAGAGUGUGCAGAAGCUUUUCCACGUGCCGUGACAGCGAUUGUGGAAAACCAUUAUGUGGACGACUAUCUCGACAGCUUUACAACGGUCAAGGAAGCUAUCGACGUUGUGAAAGAUGUUAAAAAUAUACACGCGAUGGGCGGUUUUGAGAUGCGUCGUUUUCGCUCUAAUUCUGAGGAGCUUCUGCGAGAAAUAGGAGAUAGCUGUCCAGAUAAGCCUAAGAGUUUGAUGCUGGAGAGAAACGGAUCGUCCGAAUCCGUGCUCGGAAUGUCUUGGGACCCUGCAGACGAUAACUUUUCCUAUUCGUUUAAUCUACGGGCCGAUAUCAGUCGAAUUGUCGACGAGAUGUACGUUCCGACAAAGCGAGAAAUUCUUAAGGUCGUGAUGAGUCUCUUCGACCCCCUCGGACUUAUUUCACACUUCCUUAUCCACGGCAAAGUAAUUAUCCAGGCUACCUGGACUUCUGGCAUUAGUUGGGAUGAGCGAAUCAAUAAUGAACUCUACCAAAAGUGGCGCAGAUGGGUUGCACUAUUCCCGAGGCUGCAUGAACUAAAAAUCCCUAGGUGCUAUUUCUCUUCAUUCCCGGCUAACGAUAAUGCUGUCCAAGUACAGGCCUUUGUUGAUGCUAGUGACAUCGCCUAUUCAUGCGCGGUGUAUUUCCGACUCGAGUAUAUCAAUGACAUCCGAGUAAUAUUAGUAGGAGCCAAAAGUAAAGUCGCACCAGUAAAAACUUUAUCAACUCCAAGACUUGAAUUGAAAGCAGCGGUUCUCGGAGUACGAUUCGCUACAGCAAUUAUUGAAUACCAUACACUUCCGGUAUCACAACGUGUCUUUUGGAGCGACUCGACAACAGUAUUGGGAUGGAUCCGUUCAGAUCAUCGGAGGUUUACAAAGUUUGUAUCGGUUCGAGUUGGUGAAAUCUUAACUUUGAGUGAUCAACACGAAUGGAGAUGGGUACCGUCUAAGCACAAUGUCGCGGAUUAUGCGACGAAAUGGAAACGAGACCCUAAUCUCAGUCCUGAUUGUACGUGGUUGAAAGGACCACCGUUUCUGCGAUUAGCUGAAGUUUCAUGGCCAGAACAACCCGUUAUAGCAACAGCUCACGAAGAAGUUCGAAUAGUUCAUCUGCACAGUCAAAUUGCUCCGCUUGUUGAAUAUUCUCGAUUCAGUAAAUGGACAAGACUUCAUCGUACAAUCUCAUACGUCAUCCGUUUCAUCGAUAAUGCCCGCCGCAAGAAUAUCGGGCAACAGUUUCGACGUGAAUUGCUCACUCAAGAUGAGCUGGCACGCGCAGAAGUUCUUCUAUGGAAACUGGCUCAGGCGGAAUGCUUUCCACAAGAGGUUUCGAUACUGCAAAAAACGAUGGGUCCUGCAGAAGUCAAACAUCCACCCGUUUCCAAAUCCAGUAGUAUCCACAAAACCUGGCCAUACAUGGACGGCUGCGGAAUAUUACGCAUGCGAGGUCGUAUUGGGGCAGCAUAUUUCUUACCCUUCGAAGCUAGAUAUCCGGUAAUUCUUCCAAAAGAACAUCCCGUGACGAUUCUUAUCCUGGAAUGGUAUCACCAUAAAUUUCGUCAUGCAAACCACGAAACAGUAUGUAAUGAGAUACGACAACGCUAUGAGGUGGCAAGAUUAAGAUCGUUGAUACGAAAGAUCCACAAAAACUGCGCUUGGUGUCGAGUCUUCAAUGCUACUCCUCAACCGCCGGUAAUGGGGUUGCUUCCAGAAGAGAGGCUAACGCCAUUCGUACGCCCUUUCACGUACGUCGGAUUAGACUACUUUGGGCCGGUAUUUGCCAAAGUCGGGCGCAGUCAGGCUAAAAGAUGGAUUGCACUUUUUACAUGUCUUUCCAUUCGAGCGGUCCAUAUGGAGGUAGUGCAUAGCUUAUCAACAGAUUCAUGUGUUAUGGCUGUUCGGAGAUUCGUAUCUCGACGCGGUUCACCGGCGGUCAUUUACUCGGAUAACGCCACCUGUUUUCAAGGAGCAAACCGACAGCUUCAGGAGGAAAUCACGCGUAGAAACGAAACACUUGCAACUACCUUCACCAACUCCCACACCAAAUGGAAGUUUAUCCCGCCCGCGACCCCACACAUGGGCGGAGCGUGGGAGCGGCUCGUCAGAUCUGUAAAGACAGCAAUAGGUUCAUCACUAGACCAUCCUCGUAAACCCAGCGAUGAAACAUUAGAGACUAUAAUCUACGAAGCGGAAGCGCUAGUCAAUUCACGACCGUUAACGUAUAUACCGUUGGAGCACGCGGACCAAGAAUCAUUGACGCCAAACCACUUCCUCUUGGGCAGCUCAACGGGUAACAAGAUCGAGCCAGCUACCGUAUCAGAACACGCUACACUUCGCAAUAGCUGGAACAUGGCACAGCAUAUCGUUAGUGAAUUUUGGAAGAGAUGGAUAAAAGAAUAUCUGCCGGUCAUAACACGUCGGAGCAAAUGGUUUGAAGAAACCAAGGAGCUCGAGAAAGAUGAUCUGGUACUGGUCGUGAACGGAGCUAAACGCAAUCAGUGGAUUCGAGGACGUGUCAUAGAAACGGUUGUUGGUCGUGACGGAAGAGUACGCCAAGCACUGGUGCGUACAGCGAAUGGUACCAUACGUCGGUCUGUGAUUAAGUUGGCGGUGUUGAACGUCGAUAAGGGUGGUAAACCUACGAAGCUUCCAGAUGACCCAGGACUUCAACUAGGUUUACGGGAGGGGGUAUGUGCCGACAACACCCCUCGCUGCAGCGGCGCUGCUGAUCGAUCGACUAAAUUGUCAUCGACGCGCGAUGGAGUCAUACAAGAAUGA
Molecule: messenger RNA, 5952 nt
Organism: Malaya genurostris
Lineage: Eukaryota; Metazoa; Arthropoda; Insecta; Diptera; Culicidae
Exons: 1
Coding region: 1-5952 (1983 amino acids)
Biological process (GO): DNA integration
Molecular function (GO): nucleic acid binding
Source: RefSeq, a predicted model, not a curated record